Molecule: messenger RNA, 2253 nt
Organism: Engraulis encrasicolus (European anchovy)
Lineage: Eukaryota; Metazoa; Chordata; Actinopteri; Clupeiformes; Engraulidae
Gene: dnajb11
Product: DnaJ heat shock protein family (Hsp40) member B11
Exons: 10
Coding region: 100-1182 (360 amino acids)
Biological process (GO): protein maturation; protein folding
Cellular component (GO): endoplasmic reticulum
Molecular function (GO): misfolded protein binding
Source: RefSeq, a predicted model, not a curated record
UUGCUAGUACAGUACAGGAAGAGGACACUGACAGACAAAAUAAUUUGGCACAGAAAGCCGGUCACUUCUGAGGAAUUAUUUAAGCAAAGCAGCGUUCCCAUGGCUGUUACAGGAAUGAAACUUUCAAGUGUGUGCUGUCUACUGCUAUAUUUAAUCGCUUUUGUCCUCGCAGGACGAGACUUUUAUAAGAUAUUGGGUGUGAGCAAGUCUGCAUCUGUCAAAGACAUAAAGAAAGCCUACAGAAAACUUGCUCUGCAGCUUCAUCCAGACAGAAAUCAAGAUGACCCCGACGCUCAAGACAAAUUCGCCGACCUCGGUGCUGCUUAUGAGGUACUGUCAGAUGAAGAGAAGAGGAAACAGUAUGAUGCGUAUGGAGAAGAGGGGCUGAAGGAGGGCCAUCACGGUUCCCAUGGAGAUAUCUUCUCCAGUUUCUUUGGUGAUUUCGGGUUCAUGUUUGGAGGACAAAGGGGCCAACAGGACCGCAAUAUUCCAAGGGGCAAUGACGUCAUUCUAGACCUCGAGGUUACCCUUGAAGAGGUGUAUUCUGGGAACUUUGUGGAGGUUGUACGGAAUAAGCCGGUCGCCAAAGAGGCUCCGGGGAAGAGGAAGUGCAACUGUCGUCAGGAGAUGAGGACCACUCAGUUGGGCCCUGGACGCUUCCAGAUGACACAGGAAGUGGUCUGUGACGAGUGUCCCAAUAUUAAGCUUGUGAAUGAGGAGAGGACACUGGAGGUAGAGAUUGAACAAGGAGUACGAGAUGAAAUGGAGUACCCUUUCAUCGGCGAAGGAGAACCACACAUUGAUGGAGAGCCUGGAGAUCUGCGUUUCCGUGUCAGGGUGCUGAAGCACCCAGUGUUCGAGCGAAGAGGCGAUGACCUGUACACCAAUGUCACAAUCUCUCUCGUGGAAGCGCUGGUUGGUUUCGAGAUGGACAUCACACACCUGGAUGGUCAUAAAGUCCACAUUGUCAGAGACAAGAUCACAAAGCCUGGUGCCCGCCUCUGGAAGAAAGGAGAAGGCCUCCCCAACUACGACAACAUCAACGUCCGUGGCUCUCUCAUCGUAACGUUUGACGUGGAGUUUCCAAAGGAGCAGCUUGAUGACAAUCAGAAAGAAGGAUUGAAACACCUGUUGAAACAAGCAUCUUAUCAGAAGGUCUACAAUGGACUUCAGGGAUACUGACACAUCUGCUGACAGUAUCUGGACUGAUCUUGACUUCUCUUCCCACUGCACACAUACACACAUGAACAUGCACAUACAUGCAUACAUCAACGAUUCACACAUACAUCCAAAUACACAGAGGAGGAAGUGUUGGGAGUGUAUUUAUUACUUUUAGUUGGGUCUCAGGAUGGAAUAACUUAAUGUGUCGUUUUAAUUUUUUGUGUCCGAAUGUUUUUUUAUGUUUCUUUUUGUUUUGUUUUCUUAUGACUCGUUUGAAAUUCAUAUUUUUGUUUUCGUUACAUGCCCCAAAAUAUGUUGUAUUGUCCCAAACACGUUUCCUUUACACCACUCAAGCAUCGUUAGCAAAUGGUUCACAAAUACAAAAUCAUUUUGUAAAUACUGAAUGCAAGUUCCACCAAGAUGUUUUUAAAGGUAUGUAUUUCUAAAAGCCUUCAAUACUUUCACCCAGUGAAGGAUUGUGCGAAGAAACAUGGAUUCUCUGCGUGUGUGAUUUUUUUUUUGGAACCGACAAUUUUGUAUGAAGACAUCAAGUUUUCUCCUUUUUUUUUUGAAUGUAGUUAUUUGUUUUGGAGUGAAAGUACACACACACACACACACACACACACACACGUUUGUGUUGGUAUAUUUCCACUUCACAUUCAAUGUUUCUUUUCCCUCAAAUUUUCACUCUGAUCUUGUGGAGUUAUUUUGUUUUGACCCAACUAAGACGUUUGCUGCUCCUUGGUGGCGUUGAGUGAAGGAGACAGACCUCAGAAGAUGUACAAUAUCAACCUCAUAGAUGAUGAUCAUCAUCAUCAUCACCCCUCUGUUUUUCUCAUCACCUCCAAAAGACUCCAUGCUGUGCAUCCUGACUAGUAGAGGCAUGCUCGUGCACUCUAAAGAAAAUGGACCUUAGCGAAAGGGAAUCCUUCAACACGGAUCAACACCUACGUCAACAUUUUUCUGUUGUUUUGUUUGUUUGUUUUUGUUUUGUUCCAAAUGAAUAUUUUAGUGGGAUGGGUGAGGUGAUUUUCACAUGCGAUUCGAUUAAAAGUUUGUAGUAACUUUGAAAUGUUGACUUGCUGGGUUUGA